AUGGACGGCACGAUAUUUAAAUCAUCCCAUCUUAUAGAAAGCGACAAAUACAGAGAUAACGCUGUGUCCGAAUAUGAAUAUUAUAAUGGUCAUGUGGAUAAAAAUGAUAGUAGUUAUGGUGGAGGUGAUGAUGAUGAUGAUGGUAAUAAUGAUGGUGGUGGCGUUGACGAUGACGAUAACAAUGAUGACGUCGUCGACGACGACGACGACGACGUCGAUGAUAGCGCAGAAGACGACGACGAAGACGACGUCGACGAUGAUAAUGAUAAUAAUGACAAUUGUAGUAAGACUGAAAAUAAUGACAAUGUUGUUGACUCCAAUAAUAACAUUGUCUGCUUUCCAUGGCUUUAA
Messenger RNA from Bombus terrestris (buff-tailed bumblebee), 351 nucleotides. RefSeq names its product trigger factor-like. The record is from RefSeq and is a predicted model, not a curated record. The transcript has 2 exons. NCBI's taxonomy places the organism in Eukaryota, Metazoa, Arthropoda, Insecta, Hymenoptera, Apidae. Bases 1 to 351 code for a protein of 116 amino acids.